AUGGGUUCAAAUGCCUUCUUCUCUUCCAUUCUCUAUUUCUUCUUCCUAGCCACAUUGGUCUCCGCUUCCCCAUUCCUUUCUGAUGACAUAUUUGAUUCUGGGGUAUCAACAGGACGUGCCCUCCUACAGGCUAAAAAAGCAUGUGGAGUUAACUUUGAGAACCAGAACUACACAAUCCUCACAAGCCAAUGCAAAGGACCACAAUACCCACCAAAGGUUUGCUGUGAGGCUUUCAAGCAAUUUGCAUGCCCUUUUGCUGAUCAGAUUAGUGACAUGACAACUGAUUGUGCAUCAGUUAUGUUUAGUUACAUAAAUAUCUACGGGAAAUACCCUCCUGGCUUGUUUGCUAAUCAAUGCAAAGAAGGGAAGGAAGGUCUUGAUUGCAGUGAAGUGAAGCCAUCCAAUAGUUCUGACACUUCCAACACCUUUCAUGUGGCUGCUCCUUCCUCUAUGCUGCUAAUGACCACAGCUGGUUUCCUGGGCUUCUUAUUCCAUUUCUUCUGA
Gastrolobium bilobum is the source of this 504-nucleotide messenger RNA. RefSeq names its product GPI-anchored protein LLG1-like. The transcript is spliced from 3 exons. NCBI's taxonomy places the organism in Eukaryota, Viridiplantae, Streptophyta, Magnoliopsida, Fabales, Fabaceae. The coding region runs from base 1 to 504 and encodes 167 amino acids. The record is from RefSeq and is a predicted model, not a curated record.